AUGCCCGAAGGAUUAGCAGCAAGAACUGGUUGUCCGGAGAAAGCAUCACCUGAGGCCGUCGAGGCCGAUUCCGGUGAACCGAAAGAAGAAGCAGAUGACGAUGAGAAGUGCAAAAAAAUAGUACCAACAGUAGUUCCUGCUGCUGCUCCAGAUUUUAAAGCUGUUUCAGUUCAUCCACCUCUUAGCAUGACACAGUUGUUGUAUGAGCAACAGAAACUGAUACUCGCGCAACAGCAGCAGCAGCAACAACAACAACAACAACAACAGCAACAACAACAACAACAACAGCAGCAGCAGCAACAACAACAACAACAACUAUCACCCGACAGCAGUUUUACUGCGGCCAGGAUUCGACCCAUACAGAAUGGUAUCUUUUUGUGCUCUAAGUAA
Messenger RNA from Gongylonema pulchrum, 390 nucleotides. The record is from the annotation of a GenBank genome assembly. Lineage: Eukaryota; Metazoa; Nematoda; Chromadorea; Rhabditida; Gongylonematidae.